GUUCAGCUUUAGGUUUUAGCUUAUCUAAAAGUCAUUGAAUCUUUUUGAAUGUUGUAGAUCUAGAAAUCUAUUUUAGAUCUAGAUCUAGAAUUAUAUAUAUAGAUCUAUAUCUAGCAAUGUCAAGAUCUAGAUCAAGAAUCUGAAGUGUCUAAUUUUAUUUCUUGAUAAUUAUAUUAAUCUAGAUAGACCUAUAUCAUAAUCAUAAUAUCAUAUCUAUUCUAAUUUAAAUUAGUUAACAAUCAGUUACAAUGUCAGCGACUUUUCGAUAUCGAUUGGGUCAUAAAUAUUUUUUAAAAGCAAAAUCUCUACUGCCGCAACUCCUGACAACUGAAGAUAGUGCAGGGUCAGUCUCUAUGUGCUAUGAAUCAAAAAGACAAUAUGUAUGGGCUCCACAUUUGUAUCAAGCACAGGAGGAAGCGGUUGCAAAGUAUGGAGGACGACACACAGUGACUCUCAUGACUGGUGAUGGGGUAGGACCAGAACUGCUUUCUCAUGUACAGGAAAUAUUUAGAUAUGCUGGUGCACCAAUAGACUUUGAAAUAGUAGAAAUUAAUGCUUCUACCAAUACUCCAAAAGAUAUGGAGAAUGCUUUGCUUUCAGUAAAAAGGAAUGGAGUAGCACUGAAAGGCAACAUUGAGACAAAGUUUGAUGAUCCUUCUUUCAAAUCUAUGAAUUUGGCUUUAAGAACUAAGCUGGAUUUGUUUGCUAGCAUUGUGAAGUGCAAGUCUAUUCCAGGCAUUCCUGUCCGACAUCAAGAUGUGGAUUGUGUUUUGAUUAGAGAAAACACAGAAGGAGAAUAUAGGCAGCUGGAACAUGAGAAUGUGCCAGGUGUUGUGGAGAGCCUGAAAAUUAUUACUGCAGCUAAAAGCUUAAAGAUUGCCAAAUUUGCAUUUGACUAUGCAGUGCAACAUGAACGAAAGAAAGUAACUGCCAUUCAUAAAGCUAACAUCAUGAAGCUGGGGGAUGGUUUAUUUUUACAGUGCUGUAAAGAAGUUUCUAAAGAGUAUCCUAAUAUAGAUUUUAAUGAUUUGAUUAUUGAUAAUGCCAGUAUGCAGAUGGUGUCUCGUCCCAGUCAGUUUGAUGUUUUGCUCAUGCCUAAUCUCUAUGGCAACAUAUUGGGUAACAUUGCUUGUGGUCUUAUCGGUGGAGCUGGUGUGGCUGCAGGAAUGAAUAUUGGAGAUAAAUAUGCUGUCUUUGAGUCUGGCACUCGCAAUUCUGGUAGAUCGUUGAAGAAUAAAAACAUAGCGAAUCCUACUGGGAUUCUUCUUGCAAGCUGUGACAUGUUAACCUACUUAGGACAUUCGGAUCAUGCAAAGAUCAUUAGAGAAUCUGUUUUGACUGUGAUUAGUGAUAAACAGAUUCGAACACCAGAUAUUGGAGGUACUUCUACGACAAUGGACUUUAUUAAGGCUAUCAUUGAUGACAUUAGGCCUAAAACUUUAGCAUGGAGAUUAUGAGAAAAUUCUUGAAAUGAGAUGUGAUCCUCUUGUGUUUUCUGUUAAAUAACUGUUCUGGGUAAUGAGAGAGUCAACUGACAGCUUGCAGACAGGCAACAUCUUUUCAGAUUUGCUAUUAAGUCUGAGGAGAAUCUCAUUAUGAUCUUUAUGUUUUGUUUAUAACAUUGCUUAUGUUGUUGAUAAUAAGAAUAUAAUUGUAGCUGCCUUUAUGUACCAAUAAAAUUGGUAUUAGGUAUAAUAAAAAAUUUAUCAUAGAAUGUCUGUAAAAUGUGUAUAGAAGGAAAUAAUGUGUAAUAAUUUAUUAUGUAAAUAAGUUACUUUCUUUUCCAUUCACAUGUAUUCAUAGUUAUUGCAUUUUAAAACUGAUUUUUUUUUUAAGCAUAAAAAAAAAGAGUUAAAAAACUGUCCAUAUUAAAAACACUAAUUUCAAAAGCAAUGUCUGUGAUUCUCUUGUCAUCAAACGAAUAGAAAAUGAGAGUAACAUUGUUGUUUUCCAAUUCA
Molecule: messenger RNA, 1958 nt
Organism: Biomphalaria glabrata
Lineage: Eukaryota; Metazoa; Mollusca; Gastropoda; Planorbidae
Product: isocitrate dehydrogenase [NAD] subunit gamma, mitochondrial-like
Exons: 14
Coding region: 249-1457 (402 amino acids)
Biological process (GO): tricarboxylic acid cycle; isocitrate metabolic process
Cellular component (GO): mitochondrion
Molecular function (GO): magnesium ion binding; NAD binding; oxidoreductase activity, acting on the CH-OH group of donors, NAD or NADP as acceptor
Source: RefSeq, a predicted model, not a curated record